Molecule: messenger RNA, 1842 nt
Organism: Podospora pseudocomata
Lineage: Eukaryota; Fungi; Ascomycota; Sordariomycetes; Sordariales; Podosporaceae
Exons: 1
Coding region: 1-1842 (613 amino acids)
Source: RefSeq, a predicted model, not a curated record
AUGGAGUACGAUCCAUUCAACCCCGAACACCAGCCCAAAAGCGAGCCACAAGUGGCUGUGACGGAGGCCUAUACCUUUAACCAAGGCCCAGAGAAACACGAGACCGGAUUAGCUCGGAGUCAGGCCUGGUGGCACGCCUGGUGGUUAGAAGUAGUGUCUAUGGUUGUCACUAUUGGAUGCUCAGUCGCCAUCAUCGCUAUUCUCUGUGCAUUCAACAGGCGUCCGAUUACCGACUGGACCGAUAAAAGCAAACUUGCGGAAAUCAUCAGCCUUCCAACGACGUUGUCAAUAUUGGCGACCGCUGCGAACGCCACAACCACGCUUGUCCUCGGCAGUGCUAUCAGCCAGUACAAAUGGGUGUAUUUCAAGGCCAAGAAUCGUUCGUUGGCUGAUCUGGAUUUGUUGGACGGGACCAGCAGAGGGACUCUGUGGAAAUGCCUGGAGCUAUUAGUGAAGAGGAUGAAGACACUGGCGAGCUUAGGUGCUAUUGCCAUGAUCCUGUCACUCGCCGUCGGUCCAUUCUAUCAACAGACGGUCCAGCUUACCGAGUGGGAUGUGCCAAGUGACGACGGGAAGGCCUCAUUUGGGCUUGCUCAUCAGUACAUCGCUAGUGGGCGUCCAAACUUUGCCGCCGGCGGUGGUGCUGACGCCAGUUUGCCAAGUGCCUUCCAAGUUGAAGCUGCAACUGCCGACAGCCCGAUGCAGGGUGCAAUCUACAGAGGGUUAUUCAACCUUGAUGGCCCUGCUAUAUUCAACUGUACCUCGAACUGCACAUGGCCAGAUCCCGGGGCGAGCAAGCCCUAUGUCUCACUAGGCUUUCGCAGUGAUUGUGCGAAUGUCACAGAAGCAACUCUGCGUGCUUCAGGGUGGGACGAUACCAUCGAAGGUUCCCCUCGAGGUAUAAAUAUCACGACACCGGGAAAUGUCACAUUGGACACCCGCUUCUCGUUCACUUCGUACCAACCCGUUGUUGUUGUUGCAAGCAAGUCCCUCCUUUGGCACCAAAUCAAAAAUAUCAAUACCUCUCCAUUCGACUGGACUGGUGAUACUGUGGGUCACACUAUUGCUCGCAUGGCUGUAUUUCGAUCAGAGUUGGAUCCUCGCAACUUUGAACUCGUCAGCAGCAAGAUGCAGGUUACCGAAUGUGACCUCAGCCUUGUCGCCUAUCGCUAUUCCGAUAUCUCUGUAUCCGACAGCAAACUCACGAUCGGAAAGGAAGAGUUGAUUAGGCUUCAGUCUGGCGUUGUAGAAAGACAAGAUGACGGGAGGUUCAUCGGUGUUUUUGACACAGUGGUGGAUUCCUCCGGAACGACAAUUCCAUUAAAGGUGUCCUUGGCAGACAUUGGGGCCCUCACUUUGCUUUUCACCUCAACACGAUUCAUGGGCACGCUUUAUGCAGGCGAGCCGCCCGAUCGUAGUCGGAUUCAUCGGCCUUCCGGCAUGGGGGAUGCCUUUCUCGGAGGUGACAUCACUGACCAACUUGUCAUUGAAAGAUUUGAAAGAAUGGCGGAGAGCAUGACUCUUCAGUUGCGGUCAAUCAGCGAUGUAACCGCUACCGGUAUUAGUGUCUACUCUAUUGUGCACUACAAGGUUGAGUGGGCAUGGCUUGUUCUCCCGCUGGCAGUGCAGCUGAUCACACUGGUUUUCUUUUUCUGGGUCCUUGUCAGGAAUCACCACAGUGGACUGCAGCAUUGGAAAGACUCGGCACUUGCUGUCAUCAGUCACAGUCUACAGGCGGCGGAUGAAGACAUUCACCAGGUGGAAGUGAUUGGACCCAUGCAUGUUGAGAAGAUUCAGGAAUUAAAAGAUUGGGCCAAUCGGACAAAGGCGAAACUGCUGUAG